This is a messenger RNA of Microtus ochrogaster (prairie vole), 3418 nucleotides long. RefSeq names its product protocadherin beta-14. Gene Ontology annotation, cellular component: plasma membrane. Gene Ontology annotation, molecular function: calcium ion binding. The record is from RefSeq and is a predicted model, not a curated record. Gene Ontology annotation, biological process: homophilic cell-cell adhesion. Lineage: Eukaryota; Metazoa; Chordata; Mammalia; Rodentia; Cricetidae.
AGUCUCUGCAGAGCUUUCUGUAAUGAGACUGUACCUUUAUGAAGAUAUAUUUAAGAAGAUACAUUUCUCUCACGCAGAUUAGCUAUCUUAGGGCUGUCAAAUGAGGGUUGGGGGAAAGAGGAGAGGAAGGAGAGAAUAGAACACUUUGACCUCUAUGGUGAGUGCUUUAGCCCUUACAGAGCACUUUGAAACAAAAUUAUCUGAAGUUGUAAAGCAGAACGCUUGGUGGCGCUGCAGGCUAAGAAACGAAAACCUGCAGCCUGCAUGACUGUAAAAGCAGAGCCAUUUGCCGCUGAGAAGGAAAGCUUUUUAACAUUUCUGCCGAUAGAUCCUUUCAGAGAGACAGAUACACCGCGUCCAGCAAUGUCACAAAGAAAAGAAGCUCAAAAUUAUUGAGCCAAGAUUCCUGAGUUGCUCACAGAGCAAUUCUUGUGUGAUUAACUGCUGCUUCUUUUGGACCUGAGGAACGAUGGAGACACCACUUUACAAGGCACUACAGGAAAGGCAAGUGACCGCCAUUGUCUUUCUUUUACUAUUGUGGGAGGCAGGCAGUGCGACCGUUAAGUAUUCGAUUCUAGAGGAAACAGACAGGGGCUCUUUGGUGGGCAACCUGGCAAAAGAUUUGGGGUUGGGCUUAAGGGAUCUGGUCAUCAGGGGCGCCCAGAUUCUUAACAAAGGGAACAAACAACUCUUGCAGCUGGAACAGAAGAGUGGGAAUUUGGUUCUGAAAGAGAAAUUGGAUCGGGAGGAGUUAUGUGGAAGCACGGACCCGUGCAUCCUAUAUUUCCAAGUGUUACUAAAGAGCCCAGUGCAAUUUAUUCAAGGGGAAAUACAGCUCCAAGAUGUAAACGACCACGCUCCAGAAUUCAUGGAAGAUGAAAUUCUCCUUAAAAUCCUGGAAAGUAGUCAUCCAGGGACCAAGUUUCCACUGAAAAUAGCUCAAGAUUUGGACGUAGGUAGCAACACAGUUCAGAACUAUACAAUCAGUAUCAACUCCCAUUUUCACCUUCUCACCCGCAAUCACAGCGAUGGCAGGAAAUACCCUGAGCUGGUGUUAGACAAAGCACUGGACCGGGAGGAACAGGCAGAGGUUAGAUUAACACUCACGGCUCUGGACGGCGGGACACCUCCCAAGAUUGGGACUACCCAGGUUCUCAUCAUGGUCCUGGACAUUAAUGACAAUGCCCCGGAAUUUGCCCAGGGGCUCUAUGAGGUGCAGGUUCAGGAGAGCAGCCCCGUAGGCUCACUUGUUAUCACCGUGUCCGCGAGAGAUUUAGACGCUGGGGUCCACGGAGAGCUGUCCUAUUCGCUUUUUCAAUCCUCAAAUCAGGUGCUUCGGGCUUUUGAAAUAAAUACAGACACCGGAGAAAUUAGAAUAAAAAGACUAUUGGACUUUGAGGAAAUUCAGUCUUACCGCAUGGAAAUCGAGGCCUCUGAUGGGGGUCUUUCAGGAAAAUGCACGGUACUAAUAGACGUGACGGAUGUAAAUGACAAUGCCCCUGAACUCACCAUGUCAUUACUUAUCAGUGAUAUUCCAGAAAAUUCUCCUGAAAGUGUAGUCGCCAUCUUUGGAAUUUCAGAUCCAGACUCUGGAGAGAAUGGGAAAAUGAUUUGCUCCAUCCAAGGCCAACUUCCUUUCCUCUUGAAACCUAAUGGAGAUAAUUUCUAUACUUUGGUAACCGAAGGCGCACUGGACAGAGAGAGCAGAUCUGAGUACAACGUCACCAUCACAGUCACCGACAUGGGCACACCCAGGCUCACAACCCAGCACACCAUAACAGUGCAGGUCUCCGAUGUCAACGACAACGCCCCCGCCUUCAAUCAAAGCUCCUACACCCUGUUUGUCCAAGAGAACAACAGCCCCGCCCUGCACAUAGGCACCAUCAGCGCCACAGACUCAGACUCAGGCUCCAAUGCCCACAUCACCUACUCACUAAUAACCACCCACGACCCGCAGCUGGACCUCUCCUCGCUCAUCUCCAUCAAUGCCGACAAUGGACAGCUGUUUGCGCUCAGGUCCCUGGACUACGAGGUCCUGCAGGCCUUCGAGUUCCACGUAGGCGCCACAGACCAAGGCUCGCCUGCUCUCAGCAGCCAGGCGCUGGUCCACGUGCAGGUGCUGGACGCCAACGACAAUGCGCCCUUCGUGCUCUACCCUCUGCAGAACGCCUCUGCGCCCUUCACAGAACUGGUGCCCAGGGCUGCGGAGCCAGGAUACUUGGUCACCAAGGUGGUGGCUGUGGACCGCGACUCUGGUCAGAACGCCUGGCUGUCGUUCCAACUGCUGAAGGCCACGGAGCCAGGGCUGUUCAGCGUGUGGGCUCACAAUGGCGAGGUGCGCACCUCCAGGCUGUUGAGCGAGCGCGAGGCGCCCAAGCACAGGCUGUUACUGCUGGUCAAGGACAAUGGUGACCCUCCACGCUCUUCCAGCGUCACUCUGCAUGUGCUGCUGGUGGAUGGCUUCUCUCAGCCCUACCUGCCUCUACCGGAGGUGGCGCGCGACCCCACACGGGACGAAGACCUGCUUACUUUGUACCUGGUCAUUGCCUUGGCAUCCGUGUCUUCGCUCUUUCUCUUGUCUGUGCUGCUGUUCGUGGGGGUGAGGCUGUGCAGAAGGGCCAGGGCAGCCUCUCUGGGUGGCUGCUCUGCGCCUGAGGGACACUUUCCUGGACACCUGGUUGAUGUCAGUGGCACGGGGACCCUGUCCCAGAGCCUCCAGUAUGAGGUGUGUCUGACGGGAGGUACGGGGACAAAUGAGUUCAAAUUUCUUAAACCAGUACUUCCCAACUUCUUGGAUGAAGCGGCUUAUCGGAACGAUGAGGAACAUUUCAACUUUAGGGAUCAUUUGGGGUUUAACUAGAAACCAUGCUUUGAUCUUGUGGGAUGAAUUACUGUCUUCACUGAUGCAUGUCUAAUUUCCCAACCCUUCAUUCAUUGUAAGGAGCGAAUUAGCACGUUACUAAUAGUCACAUUUAUAGCUGUUUCUAAUUGUUGAUGAUUCCUUGCAUUUUUGUUAACCAGCUUACGCUCAAGUGCACGAAAGAGCUGCAAAAUGUCCUUGCUUGGUGGUAUUAUUUUCACCACACAUUUUACAAUGUCACAGAUGUUCUCAGGUCCCUGGUAUUUAAGCCUAUCCGUUGAUUUCUUGUAAUCAAAGGACCCGUGUUUAAAAGUUAUGUUUAUCAUUAGCAUGAAUUUAACGCUAUUGCAAAUGAUGGCUUUCAGCUUUAAAUAUAAUUUUCAAUUAUGUGAACCUUUUCAUGAUCUUCUAGAUCUUAUGAAUCUACUGCAAGUUGUCUCAAGAGCUCUAUUUUCUUUCUUCAACUGAACCAUUGAUUAAUCAAGACUUUGUUUCUAAAUUGAGUGUUUUCUUUCAAAAUUGAUAAAAUUUCAUUAAAUCAUCUUUUGGCAUUCUGAA